CGCUCGGAGAGAACGCUUAUCCAGCGGCGCUGGGAGAAAAAAAACUCCGCAGCUGUUGUGAAUGUGGCUGGCGAUUUGCAAUUUCCAUUCGAAAUGUGUCAAUGAGAAGAAGAAGAGAGAGAGAACUGUAGAGAGCGAGGUGAAGGGUACUAUUGGUAGAGAGAUUCGGAUAAACAGAGAGAGAGGGAGGGAGACGUAGAGGGAGAGAGUGAAAGAGAGAGCGACAUAGAGUGAAAGCAGGAGGGAGAGGGACCGAGGAGAGGCGAAGGAGAGAGCCUACACCGAGUGCAUGCUGCCAGUGUUUGCGCUCGAUGCUCGUGUCGAGGUGAGUGUGGUCGAGCCAGGUGGAAUAACACGGCGGCGCUGGAGGGGAAACUAGUUUUUUUUUCUUUUCCCCAAAUCCACAAGUAUAGACUCUUAAGGAUCUAUCGCGACCGGGAUCUCGUCAGUGGCGAGCAGGGUGGACAUGUCAUCUCUUUCUAUCGCGAUCUGCCUCCUCGUCCUCGGCGUCUACAGGGCUGCGCUAUCGGCCAGUCAUUAUAACUGCGAUGGCCCACUGGUGUCCACGUUGCCCGACGCCUCUUUCCACAGCUCUUCCCAGUCCUCUGUGGGUAAUGCGCCCCAGUUUGCAAAGCUGAACAGGCGAGAGGGGGGGGGAGGCUGGUCUCCGAUGCCGACAGAGAAGGAACCCUGGUUCCAGCUGGACCUCAGGGACAGGAUGGAGGUGACGGCGGUGGCCACACAGGGGCGCCACGACAGCUCGGACUGGGUCAGCAGCUACAUGCUCCUCUACAGCGACACAGGCCGGGCCUGGAAGCAGUACCGGCAGGAGGACGGCGUCGGGAGGCUGCCUGGGAACAUGAACUCUGAGGCCGUGGUGCAGAACAAGCUCUCCCAUUCCAUCAGAACACGUUUCCUGCGGCUUCUCCCUCUGGACUGGAACCCCAGUGGCUGGCUGGGCCUCAGAGUGGAGGUGUACGGCUGUGCCUACAAGUCGUACGUGGCGGACUUUGACGGCCGCAGCUCCCUGCUCUACCGCUUCAACCAGAAGUCCAUGUCCACAGUGAAGGACGUGGUCUCCCUGCGCUUCAAGAGCCGGCAGGCCGAGGGCGUGCUGCUGCACGGGGAGGGCCAGAGGGGAGACUACAUCACCCUGGAGCUCCACCGCGGGCGGCUGGCGCUCUACCUCAACCUGGACGAGAGGGACGACACAAGGCUGAGAUCCAGCGGUGGGCGUAGCGUGGCGGUCUCUCUGGGCAGCCUUCUGGACGACCAGCACUGGCACUCGGUCCUCAUCGAGCGCUUCAACAAGCAGGUCAACCUCACGGUGGACUCCCACACACAGCACUUCCGCACCAAGGGAGAAGGGGACUCCCUGGAGGUGGACUAUGAGUUAAGUUUUGGGGGUAUCCCCCUUCCCGGCAAGCCUGGCACCUUCAUCAGGAAGAACUUCCACGGCUGCAUUGAGAACCUGUACUACAACGGGAUCAACAUCAUCGACCUGGCCAAGAGACGCAAGCCCCAGAUAUACAGCGUGGGCAACGUGACCUUCUCCUGCUCAGAGCCCCAGCAGGCUGCCGCCACCUUCCUGAGCUCCAGCGCCAGUUUCCUGUCGCUCCCGGCAACGGUGGCGGCGGCGGCGGCGGCCGCUGCGGGCGGCACGGGGGGAGCGUUCUCGCUGCGCUUCCAGUUCCGGACGUGGAACGCCGACGGGCUGCUGCUCUCGGUCCGUCUGGCCCCCGAGCCCCAGAGAGUGGAACUGCAGAUCAGCGGCAGCCGGCUGCGUCUCACCCUCCACACCUCUGCCCAGCAGAAGUCCCAGGUCUCUACUGGGCACAGAUUGAACGAUGGAUUGUGGCACUCGGUAACCCUGGACACACAAAACCACCAGAUCAGCCUGAGCCUGGACAAUGAACCAGCGUCCACUGUGGAACUAGGAGAGCGUUUGGACGCCGUGGACCAUGUUUAUUUUGGAGGUUGCCCUUCGUCCACAAGCACCUCUUACUGUGAGAACCCUACCACGGCGUUUCAGGGCUGCAUGCGGCUUAUAGUCAUCAACGGCCGGCCCACCAGCCUCCACGACGUCCAGCAUGGCCUCCUGGGGAACUACAACGGCCUUAGCUUUGACAUGUGCGCCAUUCAUGACAGAUGUCUGCCGAACCUGUGCGAGCACGGAGGCCAGUGCUCCCAGUCCUGGAGCUCUUUCCACUGUGACUGCUCGGGAACCGGGUACUCGGGGGCCACCUGCCACAACUCCCUCUACGAGUCGUCCUGCGAGGCCUACAAACUGACAGGCAGCUCCUCGGGCUACUACUCCAUUGAUCCGGAUGGCAGCGGACCCCUGGGGCCCGCGCGGGUCUACUGCAACAUGACGGAGGACAAGGUGUGGACGGUGCUGGACCACAGCAGCAGUGCUCCAGUGAGGGUGCAGGGCUCCUCCCCCCAGAAGCCCUACAUCAUGAGGUUCAACUACAGCGCCUCGCCGGAGCAGCUGCGCGCCAUAGUGACGGGCUCCGAGCAGUGUCAACAGGAAGUGGUGUACCGCUGCAGGAAGUCCCGGCUCUUCAACGCAUGGGACGGCACCCCGAUGUCCUGGUGGCUGGACCAGGCUGGGGAGAGGAGAACCUACUGGGGGGGCUUCCUGCCUGGGGUCCAGCAGUGCUCCUGUGGCCUGCAGGAGAACUGCCAGGACAUGAACUACUUCUGUAACUGCGACGCCGACGUCAACAAAUGGUCUAACGACACAGGAGUGCUCUCCUAUAAGGAACACUUGCCAGUGAGCCAGAUUGUGAUCGGAGACACAAACCGAACAGGCUCAGAGGCGGUGUACCAAGUCGGAGCUCUGCGUUGUUAUGGCGACAAGUCGACGUGGAACGCGGCCUCCUUCUACCAGGAGUCCUCGUACCUCCACUUCCCCACCCUCCAGGCAGAGCUGGGCUCCGACAUCUCCUUCUACUUCAAGACCAGCGCCCCCUCGGGGGUCUUCCUGGAGAACCUGGGCCUCAAGGACUUCAUCCGAGUGGAGCUCAGCUCUCCGUCGGCGGUGGCCUUCUCCUUCGACGUGGGCAACGGGCCGGCGGUGCUGACCGUCAAGUCCCACGUGCCCCUGAACGACCGGCAGUGGCACUACGUGCGGGCGGAGCGCGGCGUGCAGGAGGCCUCGCUGCAGGUGGACCAGCUGCCCCUGCGCUUCCUGGAGGCGCCGGCCGACGCACACGUCCGCCUGCAGCUCAACAGCCAGCUGUUUGUGGGGGGGACGGCCUCCAGGCAGAGGGGCUUCCUGGGCUGCAUCCGAACGCUCGCCAUCAACGGCGUCCACUUUAACCUGGAGGAGAGGGCCAGGAUGACGCCGGGCGUCAGCUCCGGCUGCCCCGGUUACUGCAGCGGCUCCAGCAGCCUCUGCCACAACAGGGGACGGUGCAUCGAGAAGAGCAGCGGCUACGUCUGCGACUGCUCCCAGUCCGCCUACGGGGGCCCGUCCUGCAGAGAAGAGGUGUCGGUGUCCUUUGACAGCGAGUCCUCGGUCACCUACACCUUCCAGGAGCCCUUCUCGGUCAUGCAGAACCGGAGCUCGCAGGCCUCCAGCGUGUCCAGAGAGAGCAGCCGAGCCAGGGAGAACGUGGCCUUCAGCUUCCUCACCUCCCAGCGGCCCGCCAUGCUGCUGAGCGUCGGCACCUUCAGCCAGCAGUACAUCGCCGUCAUCCUGGCCACCAACGGGUCUCUGCAGGUGUGGUACCGGCUCCACGCGGACAGAGGGCCGGACGUCUUCUGCGCCAGCCGCCAGAACCUGGCUGACGGGUACCUGCAUCGGGUCCGAAUCCACCGAGAGGGAAGAGACGUUUACGUGCACAUUGACAAGGACACAGACCUCAGGUACAGUCUGUCAUCCGACGCAGAGUUAAUCUCAAUCAAAUCACUGACUUUGGGGAAAGUCACAGGGCUUCACAUCACCGACGCAGCGGUGAGACAGGCGGGGUUGAAAGGUUUCAUUGGCUGCCUCUCCUCAGUGCAGUUCAAUCACAUCGCGCCACUGAAGGCAGCACUCCUCAACCGAGGAAGCUCAUUGGUCAGUGUGCGCGGCCAGCUGGUCGAAUCAAACUGCGGUGUGCUUGCCGACUCCAAAGUUUCAGAGACGGUUGACAGAGGCAAGGAACCAUUGAGGAAUGCCUCUCAAAGUAACUCGGCAGUAAUUGGAGGUGUGGUGACGGCGGCGGUCUUCGUGGCGCUGUGCGCGCUGGCGGUGCUCAGCCGCUUCCUGUACCAGCAGCGGGCGGAGCGGAGGAGCCUCCAGGAGAAGGAGAACCGCCAGGCCCUGGAGACGGCCUACCGCACCGAGCUGCACCUCCACGGCGCCGGCGUCAGGGACAACAUGAAGGAGUACUACAUAUGACGGGGGGCGGGGGACUCACGCCAGCGGGCACCGCCAUCAAGCGCUCUGCCUCCGGGACACCCCCCCCCCCCUCUCUCAGACUCACCGCUCAGCUCUCUUCCUCCUCUGGAAAUGACCCGACUUUGAAACCCCACCGAGGGAAACACGUCCGCAGACUUUCUCGGCAGGAAGAAAUUAGACGGAUGGACCGUUUUUGACGGUAUAACGUGAGGGGGAGGAACAGAAUGAGGGGAGGGAGGGAGGGGGG
This is a messenger RNA of Gadus macrocephalus (Pacific cod), 4637 nucleotides long. Its product is annotated as contactin-associated protein-like 5. NCBI's taxonomy places the organism in Eukaryota, Metazoa, Chordata, Actinopteri, Gadiformes, Gadidae. The record is from RefSeq and is a predicted model, not a curated record. Bases 467 to 4390 code for a protein of 1307 amino acids. The transcript has 24 exons.